AUGGCCGUCUCGAUGCUGCAUGCCCCGUCGCGGGCGUCGACAUCGUCUUCGUCGUCCUUCAUACCCGUCUCGCGCCAGAACACAAUGUCCUCACACGAUGGCUCGCGCUCCGUGCGCCAGUCGAAGCGCUACUCCGUGACCGCGCUGUACCUGUCCAUGUCGGCAAAGGACAAGGAGCUGGAGAUUGAAGACGACCUGGCCAGAGCCCAGAAGAUCCUCCGCGAACUCAAGUCCAAGAUCUCGUCGCAGUCGAAGAAGAACUUCGUGCUCGAGAAGGACGUGCGCUAUCUCGACUCGCGCAUCGCCCUGCUCAUCCAGAAUCGCAUGGCACUGGAGGAGCAAAACGAAGUUGCAAGCCACCUCGAAGAAGGCAUGGAGCUCCAGGAAGGUUUCUUCCCCAACGACGACAAGACGCAAAAAUACGGCAACCUGCUGUUCCUCCUACAAUCAGAGCCGCGCCACAUUGCGCAUCUCUGCCGCCUGGUCUCCAUGGCCGAGAUCGAUGCGCUGCUCCAGACCGUCAUGUUCACCAUCUACGGAAACCAAUACGAGAGUCGUGAGGAGCAUCUGCUGCUGACCAUGUUUCAGAGCUACCUCAAGGUCGUGCUACAAGAUAGGAUCAACUCACUAAUCGAGCUCAAGGACCUAGACCUCGAGAUCAACCCUCUUAAGGUCUAUGAGAAGAUGAUCAUAGAGCUCGAAGACCAGGGCAAGCUGCCAGCCAACCUACCCAGGGCCGUCACUGCAGAGCAGGCCACCGAGAAUGAGAGAGUGCAGCAGAUCAUCGCACCACGCGUAACCAUGUUGAUGGAGAUUGCCAACAACUUCCUCACUACCAUCAUUAAAGGGCUCGAGGAGACACCAUACGGUAUCCGAUGGAUUUGCAAACAGAUUCGCAGUCUGUCGAGACGCAAGUACCCCGACGCCCAAGAUCAGACAAUAUGCACGCUCAUCGGUGGCUUCUUCUUCCUCCGUUUUAUCAAUCCUGCCAUUGUUACACCGCGGUCAUAUAUGCUCAUUGACGCGACACCCGCCGAGAAUCCCAAGCGUGUCCUGACAUACAUUGCCAAGAUGUUGCAGAAUUUGGCGAACAAGCCAUCAUACGCAAAGGAGCCGUAUAUGGCUAAACUCCAACCCUUCGUCCACCAGAACAAGGACCGAAUCAACAAGUUCCUCCUUGAUCUCUGCGAAGUCCAGGACUUCUACGAGAGUUUGGAGUUGGACAAUUACGUGGCGUUGUCCAAGGAAGGAUUUGGAGCUGAGCUUGGCCCUGCGCCUGCUCAGCUCCCGCGAAAGGAGAACAGGGCUAUCAAUCUGCCUUUGUUUAGCAAGUGGGAGACACCUCUGGACGACUUUACAGCGGCACUCGACAUCACACAAGAAGAGAUCUUCUUCAUGGAGGCAAAAUCGACUUUUGUCAUGAUACUCCGCUCUCUGCCACCAAACAGCUCCAUCACCCGGAGACCGCUGCGACUGGAUAGGAUCGCAGAGGCAGCGGCUACAACCAAGAACGACUCUGUCAUGGUGAAGAAGGGCAUCCGGAGUAUGGAGCUGCUCAGCCAGCUUCAAGAUCUGGGUGUCAUCGACAAGGAAGACCAGUUCUCACUGCUCAGAGACGAAGUCGAGCAGGAGCUGGUGCAUCUCGGAUCAAUGAAAGACAAGGUCAUCGAAGAGACUCGAAAGCUCGAGGAGGUCUUCCGGACGAUUCGCGACCACAAUCUGUACCUUGUUGGUCAGCUCGAGACAUACAAGUCAUAUCUUCACAACGUCCGCAGCCAGUCUGAAGGCAAAACACGAAAGCAACAAAAGCACCAAGUUUUGGGACCAUACAAGUUCACACACCAGCAACUAGAAAAGGAGGGCGUCAUCCAGAAGAGCAACGUCCCCGAGAACCGAAGAGCCAAUAUCUACUUCAACUUCACAAGCCCACUUCCCGGCACCUUUGUCAUCUCGCUCCACUACAAAGGCCGCAACCGAGGACUACUGGAGCUCGACCUCAAGCUAGACGACCUGCUCGAGAUGCAAAAGGACAAUCAGGAAGACCUAGACCUUGAGUACGUUCAAUUCAACGUCUCAAAAGUCCUGGUGCUGUUGAACAAGCGCUUCGCACGAAAGAAGGGAUGGUAG
Parastagonospora nodorum SN15 is the source of this 2127-nucleotide messenger RNA. RefSeq lists its product as hypothetical. The record is from RefSeq and is a predicted model, not a curated record. Gene Ontology annotation, molecular function: protein binding; GTPase activator activity. Gene Ontology annotation, biological process: regulation of actin cytoskeleton organization; regulation of GTPase activity. The transcript has 5 exons. Gene Ontology annotation, cellular component: cell cortex. Lineage: Eukaryota; Fungi; Ascomycota; Dothideomycetes; Pleosporales; Phaeosphaeriaceae. The coding region runs from base 1 to 2127 and encodes 708 amino acids.